Molecule: messenger RNA, 1143 nt
Organism: Sorex fumeus (smoky shrew)
Lineage: Eukaryota; Metazoa; Chordata; Mammalia; Eulipotyphla; Soricidae
Gene: MRPL22
Product: mitochondrial ribosomal protein L22
Exons: 7
Coding region: 16-648 (210 amino acids)
Biological process (GO): ribosome assembly; translation
Cellular component (GO): ribosome; mitochondrial large ribosomal subunit
Molecular function (GO): structural constituent of ribosome
Source: RefSeq, a predicted model, not a curated record
CUCCUGGCGGCCACCAUGGCGGCGGCCGCGCUGUGCCGCUGCGGUGCGGCGUGGCUGCGGAGCCUGACGGGGAAGCUGGCCGCGGGGACCCUCCCGCCGCGCGGCGCCGCAGCCCCCGCCCCCCUGCACGCGAGCGCGGCCCUGGCCGUGUCCAGGCGCUGGGAGAAGAAGAACCGCGUCGUGUACCCGCCGCAGCUGCCCGGGGAGCCGCGGAGGCCGGCGGAAAUCUACCACUGUCGAAGACAGAUAAAAUACAGCAGAGACAAGAUGUGGUACCUGGCAAAGCUGAUUCGAGGAAUGUCUAUUGAUCAGGCGUUGGCACAGCUGGAAUUCAGUGACAAGAAGGGGGCUCAGAUCAUUAAGGAGAUCCUCUUGGAAGCCCAGGAGAUGGCGGUGAGGGACCACAACGUGGAGUUCAGAUCCAAUCUGUACAUCGCUGAGUCCAACUCGGGGCGCGGCCAGUAUCUGAAGCGCAUCCGGUACCACGGGCGCGGCCGCUUCGGGAUCAUGGAGAAGGUUUAUUGCCAUUAUUUUGUGAAGUUGGUGGAGGGCCCCCCGCCCCCUCCAGAGGCACCAAAGACGGCCAUUGACCACGCCAGAGAGUAUGUCCAGGAGCUGCGGAAUCGGACCAUCAUCCACACCCUGUGACGGACGGACAGGGCUAGGCCCCCCCACGCACCUGCCCACAGUUGGCUGCUCGGGCCGUGCACACGCCUUGCAUCUCUCCUGCGUCCUGAGCUGUCUCGGGGCCCCAGCUGGCGGGAGUCAGUUUUGGGCCUGUCACACUCGCGAGGGCUCACUUCCGGGAUGUGUCCUGGCAGCUGGGUCCUGGGCCUUGCCUGGUCUCAUCUCCAGUUCUGCUUCCGGGUCGCGGAGGUGUGCGGGCUGUGUGGUGCAGGUGACGUGGGCCCUCUCUGGCCACCUCCCUGCCGAAAGGGCGAGUGAGGGCCUAGGGAGUAAGCCCUGUAACUCUUGGGGUUUCUCCACUUACCGUUGGCUUUCUGGGGCCUGGCUCACUCCUGGGAGGCUCCGAGGGGCUGUGCAGCACCAGAGGCCAAACCGAUCCCCUGCAAGGCAAGCACCGUCCUUGCGUUCUUGUUCCAGGAGACCUCCGGAAGUCUUGCCGUUCAAUAAACACGGUUC